AGAAAAUUAGAGAAUGGGUUUUGGGAAAUCAAAGAUCGAGAUGAAACUCAUCGAGUCACUCGCAGCUCGGAAUGUGUGCUUCACCAAGCGGAGAAACGGGCUCUUCAAGAAGGCAUCCGAUCUCUGCCGCUUAUUCCCGGGAGUAAAAGUGGCGGCCGUCGUCUUCUCUCCGGCCGGAAACCCGUAUGUGUACGGCGACCCAAAUGGGAUUUUCGAGCAGGCCGGCGGCAGUCCUCUGCCGUUAUCCUGUGAUCGGGGCGAGAAUACUGCUUGGAAUAGCGGCGGACCAUUGGCUGACGAAGUUAUUGAAGAAGUGAUCCGAGAGGUGCAGCAGAGGCAGCUGCAGGGCGGGUGUCCUGUUUUUCCUCCGCAAUAUCCUUCGCCGUCCUCUGUUCUGGCCGGCGGCCAUCUUAUUUCUGAGCCCUGCGGCUACUCACCGAUUGAGAAGGAGACAAUCAAUACUCCAGAGAUGGUUGGUUGGGAAGAUGAUUGGCUAAUUGAUGGAGAAGAAAUCGAAUCAAUGAUCCGAGAGUUGCAGCCGCAGCAGGGCGGCGGUCCUGCUUUUCCAGAAUAUUCCUCGCCGCCGUCCUCUGUUCCGGGUGAUCGUCUUAUUUCCGGCCCCUCAAUUCAGCCGGAGAUACUCAGAGAAGAAGAUGUGAGUUCAAUGAUCCAAGAGUUGCUCUCGUAGCCACAUACGGCCAUACCAUUUUUCCAUGAAAUUUGGUUCGAGGCAUGGAAUCGGCACAUAAAUUAGGAAUACCAUUAUGAGAAUUGUUUUUACUCGUAUUAUGGGACGAACAAAAUUAAAGUUUUAUCAAUCCCAUAAUCACAAUUACUGUAUUGUUACUAACAUGAUUUGUUCAUAAGUUUGUAUUUCAUUCAUUUGUUAUACUGUAUAUGUCUAGAUUGACGCACAAACUAUUAUCUUGAG
Messenger RNA from Cuscuta epithymum, 931 nucleotides. The record is from the annotation of a GenBank genome assembly. NCBI's taxonomy places the organism in Eukaryota, Viridiplantae, Streptophyta, Magnoliopsida, Solanales, Convolvulaceae.